CUCACUCACUCUCUCAACUCCUCCAAGCUUAUCUAUAUAAAGUUCCCAACUAUCCAAAGCUAAUUAACAUUGUUAAGCAUACAAAAAUGGCCUUUUACUUGGCUUGUUUCUGUUUACUCAUGCUCAAGUUCUCAAUCACCAUGGCAAACUUGCCUAACAUCUCCAAUGAAGCAUGUGCCAACGGUGCUGUUACUAUUGUAUUGCAAUUUGGUAUGUAUCAAGAUAGUUGCCCAGAGGCUGAGCCCAUCAUCUUCUCUUUGGUGGAAAGGGCAGUGUCCCAAGACCCUAGAAUGGCCGCUUCUCUGCUUCGACUUCAUUCCCACGAUCGCUUUCUUAAUGGAUGUAAUGCAUCAGUGUUGUUAGAUGACAUGGGAAAUCUAGCUGGGGAGAAAACUGCCGCACCAAACUUGAAUUCACUGAGAGGGUUUGAAGUGAUCGAUACGAUCAAGUCUAAUCUCGAGUCAGUUUGUCCUGAAACUGUCUCUUGUGCUGAUAUUCUUGCAAUUGCAGCAAGAGACUCUAUUGUUCUGUCAGGUGGCCCAAGAUGGGAAGUGGAAGUGGGAAGGAGGGACAGCUUGACAGCAAGCAAAACAGCAGCUAACAACAACAUUUCAGGCCCCAAUUCGGACGUCCCAAGACUCAUCACCAAGUUCAGAAAUGUCGGUCUCACGCUUGCUGAUGUCGUUACCCUCUCAGGUGCACACACAAUGGGGAAAGCUCGAUGCUCAACAUUUAGCUCUCGGCAAAAGGGUAAUAGCAAUAGAGACUCAAAUGGCCCAGACAUUGAUGUGGCCUUUCUUACCUCUCUCCAGCAACUAUGCUCAGAAACAGAUAGCAACACAACGCUGGCACAUCUUGACCUGGUGACCCCAUCAACAUUUGAUAACCAGUACUAUGUUAACCUAAUUUCUGGGGAGGGAUUACUUCCAUCUGAUCAGGCUCUUGUGAAUGGAGCAAAUACGUUGCAAAUACGCAAUGAAUUUUAUCAGGAACCAGAAGCAAUUGAAUCAAACAACUCAAAAAUAUACAUUUACAAGCAAAUAUAA
Cornus florida is the source of this 1046-nucleotide messenger RNA. Its product is annotated as peroxidase 40-like. Bases 87 to 1046 code for a protein of 319 amino acids. The transcript is spliced from 4 exons. The record is from RefSeq and is a predicted model, not a curated record. Gene Ontology annotation, biological process: response to oxidative stress; hydrogen peroxide catabolic process. Gene Ontology annotation, molecular function: peroxidase activity; heme binding. NCBI's taxonomy places the organism in Eukaryota, Viridiplantae, Streptophyta, Magnoliopsida, Cornales, Cornaceae.